Molecule: messenger RNA, 9036 nt
Organism: Lagopus muta (rock ptarmigan)
Lineage: Eukaryota; Metazoa; Chordata; Aves; Galliformes; Phasianidae
Gene: ADCY1
Product: adenylate cyclase 1
Exons: 20
Coding region: 4041-7469 (1142 amino acids)
Biological process (GO): cAMP biosynthetic process; intracellular signal transduction; adenylate cyclase-activating G protein-coupled receptor signaling pathway
Cellular component (GO): plasma membrane
Molecular function (GO): adenylate cyclase activity
Source: RefSeq, a predicted model, not a curated record
UCUGGCCAACAUCCAGAACUUCAAGGUAUUAUAAAUCAAAACCAACCACAUAUCUUCCUUAAAAAUGAAGAAGUGCAGUAUAGACAUCAAAGUGUUGUUCACAGUUCAAAAAAACCUGAAAGAGGCUGUUGACAUCUGCAGCAAGUAAGUUUAUUCGGAAAAUACAGCACGGUGUCAAAAUGCAUUCCAGUAGUGUGUGGCUAUUUGCUGUAGUAAAAUUCUUGUUUCAGACCCAGAUUCUGAGGUUCCUUCCUUGUAUUUGUUCCAUUAGGUUCUGUAUUGGUGAUGUAUUUGCCCUGUGAUAUGACAUAUUGUAUAAAGAUUUUAAUUAAUCUGUGUGACAUUUCUAUAUUCCUACAAUGCCUAGGUAGACGAAUCUUCAAUAGUUUACUGCUUCUGACAAAAUAAGGGUGGUUAUGUAUAUAUCUCACACAUAUGGGCCUUUCUUUCCAGAAGUAUCAAAGAAUCAUAAUAUCAUAGAAUUGCUCAGGUUGGAAAAGACCUUCAAGAUCAUCAAGUCCAACCACAACUUGAUCAUACUACUCUAACAACCCACUUCUAAAUCAUGUCCCUGAGCACCACAUCCAAAUGGUUUUUAAACACAUCCAGGAAUGGUGACUCAACCACCUCCCUCUGGGAAGCCUAUUCCAGUGCUUAACAACACUGUGUAAAGAAGUUUGUCCCGAUAUACAACCUAAACUUACCCUGGUGCAACUUGAGGCCAUUUCCACCACAUGUCCUGUCACCAGUGAGAAGAGACCAGCCCCACUCUCGCUGUAAUCACCUUUCAGAUAUUGGAAGAGAGCAAUUAGGUCUCCCCUCAGCCUCUUUUUCCCCAGACUAAACAGCCCCAGUUCCUUCAGUCUCUCCUCAUAGGCCAUAUUCUCCAAGCCCUUCACCAGCCUUGCUGCUCUUCUUUGGACCUGCUCCAGCACCUCAGUGUCCUUUCUGUGCUGAGGUGCCCAAAACUGAACAUAGCACUUGAGCUGAAGCCUCACCAGUGCCGAGUCCAGGGGCAGGAUGACUUCCCUGGUGCUGCUCACCACACCAUUAAUGAUCCAAGCCAGGAUGCCAUUGGCCUUCUUGGCCACCUGGGCACUCUGCUGGCUUAUAUUUAGUCAACUGUCCAUCAGUACAUCAAAGUCCCUUUCCAUUAGGCAGCUUUCUAGCCACUCCUCCCCAACCCUGUAGGGUUGCCUGGGAUUUUUCUGACCAAAAUGCAGGACCCGAUGCUUGGCCCUAUUGAAACUCAUCCAGUUUGCCUUGGCCCAUCAAUUCCCAGUUUAUCCAGGCCUUCUGUAGUGCUUUUCUCCCCUCUGGCAGAUCAACACUCCCUCCCAACAUGGUGCCAUCUGCAAACUUACUGAGGGUGCACUCAAUCCCCUCAUCAAGAUCGUUAAUGAAGAUGUUAAAUAGAAGCAGCCCCAUACUGAGCCCUAGAGGACACCGCUUGUGACCAGCCACCAACUGGAUUUAAUUCUGUUGACCACAACUCUCUGGGCCUGGCCAUCCAGCCAGUGUUUAACCCAGCAGAGCACAUGCCCAUCCAAACCAUGGGCAGCCAGUUUGUACUAACUAAACCAAUCUGAAGUUCUAAUAAGAAUGAAAAUAAUCUAAACCACAUGGUGUUUUGUGGGGAAUUAUUCCCCCUCUGCAGCAGGCUGAGAAUCAGAAGAAAGAAUAAUAGCUAUUAGAAUGACGAAUAUUUAAUUACCCAGGACUGGGCAGCUAUUUUGAAGAAUGAGAUGCAAAGUACUAAUUUAUCUGCUGGGAUACGAGAGUUCAGAAGGAAGCUGAGGACAGGUGAAAAUAUAACUGUGUAUCUGACUAAUAUACGUGAGACUAAAAGGAAUUUAUGCACCAAUAUGAACUAGGAAAUGUAUUUUAGUAGCCUUCCAAAUGACUUGGAGAUGUUGCAAAAUAGAGGAAGCCUGUAUUUAUUACAUUUUAUUUCAGUUAAACAUAUAUUCUUGUCAACAGCACUUAGGCAUCACAGAAGGUUAUAGAAAUCUAAAUAGUAGCUAUUUUUUACAGUCCUGCAGCAUUUGGGGAAAUAAUUCACAGUCUAUGAAAACUGCCAUGAGAAGUAUCACAUGAACACAGGAUAAGGAACAGUCUCUGCCUUAAAUGUGAAAUAUUUUGAAUCUUUAACACACUAACUCCAGCAACAUUGAUUCGUUCCUUUUUCCUAACAAGGUCUUUCCAGGUUAAAAAGAACAACUGCAUAAUGAGUAUGGAGAGCUAAGAUGAAAAAAAAAUGCUAAAAGAAUAGUGUAAAAAUUUAUGUUGCUUGGGAUCAUAUAUCAGAGAUACUGUUUGUCAUUAUUUUACUAUCCAGAAAUAAAAAGUCAUCAUCAUUCUAUAUAACUGUAAAAAAAUUUCAAAGAAUGCCUCUUUGCUGUUGAUCUUAAGGCUCUUCAGCUCAAAUAACGAACCAGAAUUUGACAACACUGACACAAAAAAAUGCAAUUAGACCUUCAAUACAUUCAUGAUAGUGGGAUUCUGUUUGGGCUCUGGAAAAAAUCCUUGUAGUAUGUUUCAAAAACAAAAUGUUCAUCAUCUACUGAAACACUGAAUUCUGAUAGGUUUCUUAUCCUGUUUCUUAUUGGAUUCAAUAAGAUUCAAAGCCAACACAAUCAUUGGAAUCCUUUAUCCAGUCUUUGAUGCAUUUGGAAUCAGUCUCAGAAUACCAAAAUUAGACUCAGUGGUAUUGCACUGCAUUAUUUGGUGGCAAUUUAGUAACAGUGAUACACGACAGUGGCAUUAUAAGCAAUACUGAAAGCACUUUUCAAGAAAACACUAAGAUUCCCACCAAAUUCUUGAUGAGGCACAGUGCAGUUCUACGUGGGAUGAAAAUUAACUCCUGUCACAAGAGUAGCCCUCCACAGCCACUGUCUGAUUUGUACUCCCAGAAGCGCAGAAUCACACACGGGAAUGCAUUUUCUCAGGCUGUCUCAGUCACUUUACUCAAGUAUUUUAGAGUCUAGGAGGAAAAAAAACCAUAAAACCAGCAUGUUUAUUCAUGCAGACAAGAUUUUAUUUCUCAAGGGAAGGAGGAGUCACCUAUCUUCAUAUAUAAGAUACUAAUAUUUCUAUGUAUAUUCACGUAUUUUUCAAUUUUUUUAUGUCGUUUUUCUGUAAUUCUCUACAUAUUGAUGGGUGUGCGAAUGGGCUGAAAACACAAGGCUGUCAGGAAACAAUUGCAGUAUUGAAGCUUGUACGGCUGCUUAGACGGAGAGCUCGGGCGUUCCGCGGGAGCGGGCGGUCAUCACGCAGCUCCCGUGCCGUAUCCCCGACGUGCUCGGUUUCCCAAGCCAGUGGCGCGCAGGCGCCUCUCAAUCCACGGCGAGAUGCUCUCGGACGUGAGAAGGGAAUCGCCCUGCCUUUCUCUAUCUCCUGCUUUUUCUCUGGCCUUGCUGCCCUCUUUUUCUACCGUUUAGCUCAGUCUCCUGUCUGGAUUUCAUUUUUUAUCUCCUUGGGCUUUUUUUUUUUUUUUUUUUUUUUUUUUUUUUUUUUUUUUUAAUGUUCUCUACCCCUGGGAGUCCGUUUACCAUCCGCUCUUUAGGUCCUGCUCCUCUCCACACAGCUGUAUUUAAAGGGAGACCCGCGUUUCUAUUAUCCCCCGCUCCCCUUCUCUCUGCUUCCACGUACCCUGUGCCCCCACCCGUCACUCUGCUCGAUUUCAAACCUUCGGAUGGUAUUUUGGUGCGAUUAGGAGAUUAACAUCCCUGGAACACCAGGAGAGGAGGAGGAGGAGGGGGAAAAGGAGAGAGAGACGGCACGAGUGAAGCUGUCCUCCCGCCGCCCCAGCCAUCCUCGGCUCCUCGGUUGCAGCGGAGGGGGCGUUUUCAGGCGCCGUUGGUUGCGGACGGCGGCUGCGAGCUGCGCCCGGUGCCCGCAUCCGCGGAGCAGCGCCGGCGAGAGCUGGCGGAGGACCUGCGGCCGCGGGUCCUGCUCGCAGCCCCCCUCUCUUUUAUGAGCAGCGAGGCGGAGGAGCGGCAGCGGAGGACAACAGGAGGAGCAUUUCUUCCCCGGGGUUUAUGAAUGGCAAUGAUAUGGAGGAAAUACCGUUUCAUAAAGUCAAGACCAAAAGGAAGAAGUGCUUCCACUGCUGCUGCUCUCCGUCUGCUGCCGCGGUGGCGGGAGCGGGAGCCAGGCUGGGAGAACCUCCUCCCCUGCUGCUGCUAGAUGCCAUUGCCUGUGAAGAUGAGUUCGACUGCAAGGAGCUGGAAGCUCUUUUCCAGAGCUACAACCUGAAGCUGGAGCAGAAGUCUACCCUCAAAGCGCUGGCCGUUCUCAUCGUGCUCACCGCCAGCCUGGCCCUUGUGGAGCUGCUCUCUGGACCCAGCUUGACCAUUUCCAAAGGCUCGCACCCGGUGCACUGCAUCAUCUUCCUUUCUCUCUUUAUCGUCACUAACGUCAAGUACCUGCAGGUCACCCAGCUGCAGCAGAUCGUCAAGCUCACCUUGCUCUUUAGCUUCACCUUCUCCUUCCUCUGCUGCCCCUUCUCGCUAGGCGCCUACAGCAUGGAACCCCUCAGCGCCCCGGAGCAGGGCAUGUGGCAGCUCAUGCUGGUCACUUUCGUCUCGUAUUCACUGCUGCCCGUCCGGACCCUGCUGGCUAUCGUUUUCGGGCUCGUGGUGUCCGUCUCCCAUCUCAUCGUCACCGCCACCUCCGUCAGCGCCAAGCGGCAGCGACUCUGGAGGACGCUUGUGGCCAAUGCAAUUCUUUUUGUCAGUGUAAAUUUGUAUGGAGUCUUUGUGAGGAUCUUGACGGAAAGGGCUCAGAGGAAGGCGUUCCUUCAGGCCAGGAACUGCAUAGAGGACAGGCUGAGGCUGGAGGAUGAAAAUGAAAAACAGGAACGUCUCUUGAUGAGUCUUUUGCCUAGGAAUGUUGCAAUGGAAAUGAAGGAAGAUUUUUUGAAGCCUCCUGAAAGGAUUUUCCACAAGAUUUACAUUCAAAGGCAUGACAAUGUUAGCAUUUUGUUUGCAGACAUUGUGGGAUUUACUAGUUUGGCAUCACAGUGCACUGCCCAAGAGCUGGUGAAGCUGCUAAAUGAGCUGUUUGGCAAAUUUGAUGAGUUAGCUACUGAAAAUCACUGCAGAAGAAUAAAAAUCCUAGGUGACUGUUACUAUUGUGUAUCUGGCUUAACCCAACCCAAAACAGACCAUGCCCAUUGCUGUGUUGAAAUGGGAUUGGAUAUGAUUGACACCAUCACAUCUGUUGCAGAAGCCACAGAGGUUGAUCUCAACAUGAGAGUUGGAUUACAUACGGGAAGGGUGCUUUGUGGGGUCCUAGGUCUCCGAAAAUGGCAAUACGAUGUCUGGUCAAAUGAUGUUACUUUAGCCAAUGUAAUGGAAGCUGGAGGAUUGCCUGGGAAAGUUCAUAUUACAAAGACCACCCUAGAGUGCCUAAAUGGGGACUAUGAAGUAGAACCAGGAUAUGGCCAUGAAAGGAAUAGUUUCUUGAAGAAACAUAAUAUUGAAACAUACUUUAUUGUGCCAUCCCACAGGAGAAAGAUAUUUCCUGGACUGAUUCUAUCAGACAUUAAGCCCGCCAAAAGAAUGAAGUUCAAGACAGUCUGCUAUCUGCUUGUUCAGCUCAUGCACUGCCGUAAGAUGUUCAAAGCAGAGAUCCCUUUCUCCAAUGUCAUGACAUGUGAAGAUGAUGAUAAGAGGAGAGCAUUAAGGACGGCCUCUGAAAAGCUCAGGAAUCGUUCCUCUUUUUCUACCAAUGUUGUGUACAACACUCCAGGAACUCGAGUAAACAGAUACAUCAGUCGUUUGAUAGAGGCCCGGCAAACUGAGUCUGAGAUGGCUGACCUGAACUUCUUUACACUGAAGUAUAAACAAAUUGAGCGUGAAAAGAAAUACCACCAGCUUCAGGAUGAAUACUUCACCAGUGCUGUAGUUCUCUCACUAAUUCUAGCUGCCUUAUUUGGCCUUGUCUACCUUCUAAUAAUACCACAGAGUACCAUAGUUCUUGUUCUCCUGGUGUUCUGCAUAUGCUUCCUAGUGGCUUGUAUUAUGUACCUACAUGUCACAAGAGUACAAUGUUUUCCAGGGUGCCUAACAAUACAAAUUCGUACCAUUUUAUGUAUUUUUAUUGUGAUCUUAAUAUACUCUGUGGCUCAAGGAUGUGUGGUUGGCUGCAUGCCUUGGGUUUGGAAUACCAAUUCCAGCAGUUCUAUAGUUAUCAUUUCUCCUGGUGGAACAAAUAAAACAAUGAAUGAACUUCCAUGUGAUACAGCUCACUAUGCUUUCCUUUCCUGUGUAGUGGGGACUCUCACCUUGGCAAUAUUUCUACGUGUAUCUUCCUUGCCAAAAAUUAUACUGCUGCUUUUUGUUACUAUUUUGUACAUAGUUAUUCUGGAACUCAGUGGUUACAGAAAAGCAGUGGGGAGUGGAUCCUUUUAUAUGCGAGGCUAUGAACCAACACUAGCUAUUUUGCUAUUUUCUUGUGCUUUGGCACUGCAUUCGAGACAGGUGGACUUGAAGCUACGUCUGGACUACCUCUGGGCUGUGCAGGCAGAAGAAGAGAGAGAUGAUAUGGAGAGAGUCAAGCUGGAUAAUAAAAGAAUUCUCUUCAACCUAUUGCCAGCACAUGUUGCACAGCAUUUUCUUAUGUCUAAUCCAAGGAAUAUGGACCUUUACUACCAGUCUUAUUCACAAGUGGGAGUGAUGUUUGCUUCCAUCCCAAAUUUCAAUGAUUUCUACAUCGAACUGGAUGGCAAUAAUAUGGGAGUGGAGUGUUUACGCCUGUUAAAUGAAAUUAUUGCUGAUUUUGAUGAGCUUAUGGACAAAGAAUGUUAUAAGGACAUAGAAAAAAUCAAGACAAUUGGAAGUACAUAUAUGGCAGCUGUGGGACUUGUACCUACUUCAGGAACUAAGGCUAAAAAAUCAAUUUAUUCCCAUUUGAGUACACUCGCAGAUUUUGCAAUAGAGAUGUUUGAUGUUCUUGAUGAAAUCAACUAUCAGUCUUACAACGAUUUUGUCCUAAGAGUUGGUAUUAAUGUUGGGCCUGUAGUAGCUGGAGUCAUUGGAGCCAGAAGACCACAGUACGAUAUCUGGGGAAACACUGUGAAUGUUGCCAGCCGGAUGGAUAGUACUGGGGUGCAAGGGAAAAUUCAGGUGACAGAAGAAGUUCAGCGAAUAUUAAAGAGGUGCAGUUAUGAAUUUGUGUGCAGGGGUAAAGUCAGUGUAAAGGGAAAAGGUGAAAUGUUGACCUAUUUACUGGAAGGAAAGGCCAAUGGAAAUAAUUCACAGACACAGUCUUUAAACUUAGAGCGGAAAAUGUAUCCUUAUGGGAGAGCAAAUGUUCAAACAAAAUUGGGCACCAGCUGUCCAUCAGUGUCCUCAGUUGCUAGCUUAACUCCAAAAGCUGGCCUUGAAGCAGAUCAAGCAUCUACCACUCACACAAAUCAAACACUGCAUUAUCUUCCUUCUGUGCCAGCUGUGAAGGAGGCAUAGAGCAAAGGAAACUUUGCUAUGAAUGUGGAGAGCAAUGGUUGCCUGAAUUUUUACCAAAAGAUCAGAGGUCAUAGGCCAUGGCAUUAAACAAGGACCACUACAACCCAACCAAAGAGAGCUUGGGAGCUGUGUAAUGAACUCUUGGGAUGGAACAUAUAAGGGCUAGAAAUUCUGUUUGAAGAGUCAAAAACUGAUUUUCUGGAAAUAAGGAAUAUUUUCUUGGCAUUUUUAAUGGAUAAAUGAAAAAAAAAAAAGAUAAACAUGCAAACAUUUAUUUGUGUAUGUGUAUAUCUUUCAAUCUGUAUAUGCACAUAUACAAACACUCAUAUGUAGACCUAGUAUAUAUAUAUAUAUAUAAAUAAAAAUAUGUAUUUAUUUACACAUCCACUUGCAAUGACAUAUCAAAGAGAUUUCUCUUUUUGUCAUAGCCAGCACUAUUUGGUCUGGGAUUAGAAAAGCUGCAUUUGGAGUAUGUGGCAGAUGAAGGUUCUUUUGGGCUACAGCAAGGGUUAGAUAAACUGUUCCCAGUGCAUGAGUGAAUAAAACAUUGUUCAUUGCACUGUCAAUGGCCAAGUAAUGAAGGCUGGAUUCAGCAAAUUGCUAAAUACUAUGCAUUUUUAAAUUUCUACUUGCGUGCUCCAAAAACAUGCAUUGGGAUACAAAGCAGAUGAAGAACAGAGCUUAAAUUUUGGCAGAAGAGCAAUAUGAUGGGCUUUAUUUGAUGUUUUUUUGUUUGUUUGUUUGUUUGUUUUUGAAAGAAAAAAAAAAAACACAAAGACUGAUAGGGUUUUUAAAAUGGCUGAUUCUUUAGAAGUCAUUUGAUUCUUUGUAAGGAGCCACCCUGUAAACACAGUAAAAUGCUUAUGCAAUGUAGAAACAUUCCUAUAUAUACCAUAUCAAAGAGCAGAAAGAUGGUAUUAUUUCAGCCUUUUACAGAUAGCAUAAGUCCAACAGCUCGGUUCCAGGACUUAGCUAUACCUUUUAAAGCAUCUUAAAGAAUUUUCCUACAGACAAACAUGCUGUUGCUAGGUUUGUGCCAGCUUUGUAUGUUUGUCAACAUAGUUUUAUGUCUUAUUGAUUUUUAAAUUGAUGCCACAGAUUAUUUUUUUAUAUCUUGAUUCUACAUAGGCUCAUGAUUCAAAGCUGGACAAUUAUAGAAAACUAUCAUACUGAGAAACAAGCACAGUAAAACUUUGCACAAAUGAAGAGCUCACUAGUAAACAAGCCAGGAAAGUGAGGACUGCACUUAAUCUGAAUAAAAGGGAGUAUAUUUUAAUUGCUUUGUUUUUUAAUGCAGCCCACAUCUUAUCAUGCAUGGUUUCUUUUUGAAUCACCUGGAUGGGAAAUGUAUUACACAGCUCUGUACUCAAGGAGAGUGAACUCGUCAUGAAUGAGUGGUGACAUGCUUAGACAGCUGCUUUAAUGUUCUAAUGGGAUUUCACAAGCUAACCAGCCUCACUGCUUUCCAAAAGAGAAGCAAAGAUUUACACUGUUUAAAAGCACGUAAAUCUUUCAGAGUAUGCUAGAUGAGACCAUGACAGAGGAGAGUAGAGGAGAGUAGAGGAGA